ACAGUCAAACAUUCCCCGAGGAAAUUAUUGUCACCAACAGGAAUGUUGGAGUUGGCCAAACUAAAAGAACAGACCAAGAUGGAUCGACAGAAGAUUGAACACCUCGAGGACCGCAUUAAAUACCUGGAAGAGGCCAACAGUGAGCUAAAAAACGACAAGGAUUUCCUGCUUUCACAAAUUAAGGGAGCCCCCAGUGCACCUGCAUCUACUGGAAAGUCAGGUUUCAGAAAGACUGCUCACAUUCCUUCUUCAUCUUCACCUUCAAUGUCUCCAUCCCCCUCCUCUUCAUCCUCAGACUUCAGCUCCUCAUCAUCCUCAGAAGAGGAGCAGCAGAAGAAGAAAAAGAAGAAGAAGAAGGAGAAGAAAAAGUCAAAAAAAUACACUGACUCACACAGCCGUUCAAGAAUGACCACAACGGAUGGAAUCAUCCGCCGCUACAAGAAUGCCCUUAAGAGAUUCACCAAGUUUGGAUCCAUGAAAAAGGCCUUUGCCAAAAUUAAUGUUGACCGCAACACAAUUGCAAGAACAGCUAUAAUUGCUGAGCUAGCAAUCACAUAUCCUGAUACAUUUCAGGAGCUGCUCCCUACAGAUGAAGUCAAUGAGAAGAUCUCAGAAUUUGCAGAGCGCUGCAAGAGGGCUAUGACAAAAGAGAUGGCUGAAACGAUCACAGCAAAGAAAAAAAGUGGACAACUCCUCCCAAUAAUGUACAAGUACACCUAAUUUUUUU
Carassius carassius (crucian carp) is the source of this 727-nucleotide messenger RNA. RefSeq names its product coiled-coil domain-containing protein 106-like. The record is from RefSeq and is a predicted model, not a curated record. The coding region runs from base 43 to 720 and encodes 225 amino acids. Lineage: Eukaryota; Metazoa; Chordata; Actinopteri; Cypriniformes; Cyprinidae. Gene Ontology annotation, cellular component: nucleoplasm. The transcript has 4 exons.